Messenger RNA from Umbelopsis ramanniana AG, 1125 nucleotides. RefSeq lists its product as uncharacterized. The record is from RefSeq and is a predicted model, not a curated record. The coding region runs from base 1 to 1125 and encodes 374 amino acids. The transcript is spliced from 4 exons. NCBI's taxonomy places the organism in Eukaryota, Fungi, Mucoromycota, Umbelopsidomycetes, Umbelopsidales, Umbelopsidaceae.
AUGGACUCAGUCCAAGUCACGUUGACAACAGCUCCUGUCUCCGCGAAAGUGCCCGCCACCUCGCCCAUCCCUGAGGAGAUGGACAAGCUACGAGCCGAACUAAGUGCCGCCCUUGAGGCCCUGAAGCAGAAGUCGGCCCUCUGCGAACAACUGUUCGCAAAGACGAUCGAACAGGGGAAGAAGGAAAAGAGGGCCAAGGCAAACCUGCCGGCCAAAAAUCAACUAUCCCCUGCACGUAGACUAGCUGCUAGCGUUCGCCUUUUCAAAGAAGAGACUGGACCCAGCGGAUUCGAAUACCUCUACCUCCCUCAAAAUCGGAGAAUGAACCGCUCCGAGGCUCGCACAAGUCUCAGAAGAUUGGGACUAGAACCGUCCCGGCUACUGGACAUCAUCAUGCCGACUAGGAAGGUCAUUGGCCUCCUGGUCCAUUUUCAGUAUGCUCCAAAGGUUAGGGAAGUACUAGCCAAGCACGGGCUCAAGCCCAUCGAGUUUGACCCCACCGACUCUACCACAUCGCCGACCCGAAGCAUGCUACCCUUGCUGCGGAUGAUCGAAAGCAGCUGGCCCACCGCAUCCAUGCCAAUAUACAUGCGCCCCGAGGUGCCCACCGCCGUUGGCCGAUACUUUGUCGACCAACAAUGGUUGACCCUUGAGCAAUUUGCUGCUGCGCGUCAUUUCCCCACUGAGGUACAGCAAAUACUGGACAUUGCCGCAUCCCACUCCCUUCAUUUAGGUUACCGAUGGAGCCCGACAAAAUAUGCAGUGCUCAACGGCCCAGCCUCUCGACAGUUCACGCUGUACGAUGAAACCCUGCCCACAGUAGUUGAAUUCAUCUACCUUGGAGUCCCAUUCCAACGCCAGGGCAUGUCCACCUCUUCCCUUUUUUCCUACCGCACACCAGGUAUCAUCUUCGCCAUGGGUGCCCGCCCCUCUGGCUUCAAACAACUCCUUAGAGCUCGCCUGUACCGCACAUUCAUCCGACCAAAAUUCGAAUAUGCGCUCGCCAUCUCCAACUUCGGGGUCAAAGAACACAAAGACCUCGAACGGAUCCAGGAUCGAUGCCUACGCAUGCUCUUUGGCGGUCACCGCUUGUCUUCCAGCACCUUUGCAAUCUUCCGUCCAUGA